Brugia malayi is the source of this 1509-nucleotide messenger RNA. RefSeq names its product MBOAT family protein (gene Bma-mboa-7). Bases 1 to 1509 code for a protein of 502 amino acids. Gene Ontology annotation, cellular component: mitochondria-associated endoplasmic reticulum membrane contact site; membrane. Lineage: Eukaryota; Metazoa; Nematoda; Chromadorea; Rhabditida; Onchocercidae. The record is from RefSeq and is a predicted model, not a curated record. Gene Ontology annotation, molecular function: lysophospholipid acyltransferase activity. The transcript has 11 exons. Gene Ontology annotation, biological process: phosphatidylinositol biosynthetic process; lipid modification.
AUGAUUUCUAAAUCAUUUUCAACUCAAAUGAAAAUCAGUAUGGGAGAAGCUUUAUCUGAAUUACUUUUGGAGAGGAUAGAUGAUUUAAUCUACAGUCAAUUGCUCAUUAUUUCUUUUUUUUUCUCUAUGAUUAUGCGACAGAUUCGUUGGGGUAUAGUUCGUGAAAUAUGUGGUGGACUUAUUGGUGUUUCAUUAAUUUAUUAUUUUAUUGGUUGGAAACUAUUGUAUUCGCUCAUCAUUGUAAUUUUAAAUAUUAUCAUAAAUUCAGUCAUGAAGAAUCGCUAUUUACCAUUGGCAUCUUUUAUUAUCACAUUUGUUUAUUUGGGAUUUCUUCGAAUUAUACAUCUAAUUGGCUUUCCAGCUCUUGUUUCACAUUCAAAUGCUGUUCAGCUAAUUAUGACAUUAAGACUUGUUGGUUUAAGUUUCGAAAUUGCUGAUAGUAGAAGAAAAGAUGAGAUGAAAUUUGAUCUGACUAAAACACGAUUUAUUGAAGAACCGUCAUGGUGGCAGACAUUUUUAUAUUCAUAUAAUUUUCCAGGUCUUUUUACUGGUCCAUACUAUACGUAUGCAAUGUAUCGAGAUGUUAUUGAUAAUGAUGAUAUAAUGGAAAUAUCCGUUUGGGAACAUAUUAAAUGGCGUUUAUAUAAUUUUGCUUGGUCAUUACCUGCUUUUCUUUUGCUUUUAUAUGCUUUUCCACUUGAGAUGAUGCGUAAAGAUGAAUUUUUCGAUGAGACAGUUUAUUAUCGAAUAUCGGUUAGUUUCCUAGUAUUUUUAUGGAUGCGAUGUCGUGUAUACAGCGCAUGGAUGGUUGCUGAAUCAAUCUGUGUGCUAAAUGGAAUUGGAAUUUAUCCGGAGGAAAGUUGUCCAUCAGCUGGAAAAGGACCCAACAGAAUUGACAUUUUAAAAGAACAAAUAAAUAGAAAGGGAACAAAAUAUAAUUCGGAAGCAAUACGUAAUUUGGAUAUUUGGUCAAUUGAAUUGAAUGCUUCAUUUCGAGGUGGUAUGAGAGCUUGGAAUCGUACAGUUCAAUUCUGGCUAGCAAAUUGUGUGUAUAAACGUGUUCCACGUUCUAUGGGAGUGUUAUUGACAAUGUUAGUAAGUGCAUUUUGGCAUGGUGUACAUCCAGGUUAUUUCCUGUCAUUUCUUACAGUCCCUUUGUGUACAUUAGCAGAGGAUAAUAUUCUGUCGUUGGUGCCGAAAGAUUCUAAUGGCAAAUUACCACUUUCCUUUACUGUUUUUUGGUACAUUAUACGACAGCUUGGUUUUACAUUGAUGGCAUCAGGAUUUUUAUUACUGACAUGGCGUGAUACAAUUCGUUAUUGGAAUUCGGUUUAUUUUCAUGUACACUGGAUUAUGAUUACAAUUAUUCUACUCUCAUGGUUGUAUAAAUCAUUAAUGAUUUCAGCAGCAAGUGAGAACUCAUUUAAAACAAAUAUCAAAAUGAAAUCAAAUAGCAAUGAAUUUAAAAAGGAAGAAGCUGGUGAUUGGAUAGUUAAAAAAAUGGAUUGA